AUUCCUUCUAGCUUUAAUCUUGAGCGUGUUUCUGUUUAUUGGACCAAGCAUUGCUAAAAGUGCCAAACAUCCACAAUCAAUUCAAAACGCAGCAGAUGAGUUACCUGCAGUAGCAGAGACCAGCAAUGACGAGGAACCACAUUUUGAAAUUGAAGAGGAAGAACUGAGAAGAGCAGUGCUCCAAGGUGUCGAAGAUGACGUUAUUUGGAGACAUUAUAAAGAACUUGCCGAAAUAGGAUUUGCGAUUCCAGCAUCUAGAAUGGAAGAAAUCGAAAGACAAGCCAUUUUGGACAGAGAGAAUGGCGUUGUCGCAGACGGCGAAUUUCAUAGACCAGUCAACCGAAUUUCUGAAUACGCGGAGGAAAGACAUCGUAUAUUAGAAAACGAACGCAACGUACCUUCAGCUGUCUCCAGAAACAGGGAAGAUGAAGACCCAGCCGAUUUACAAGUUUCGUAUCAAAAAGACAUUCCACCGCAAGAGGGCGGUUCAAGAAAGACGAGAGCUAAGCGGAAUGCAGAGGAAGGGUCGAUUAAUUCAAUCAAUGCUGCAUGUGACGAGAUCAUCGACCAGGAUUUAUACGAACUGAAGAGUCCAAACUAUCCCAAUGUAUACGACCCGAACCUGUUAUGUACGUACAGCAUAAACGUACCAGUCGACAAGACUUUGGAACUGGAAUUCACCGACUUCAGUGUCGAGUACUGUGGGGAUGGCUGCACCUGUGACUCGCUGUCAAUAAAAGGGAUACCCCACUGUGGUGACACACUACCGGGAAAUAACGGAUUAGUGAACUACGCUACCGAUGGGAUACACGAGCUGAUAUUCCAAACAGAUGGCAACACACAACAGCGUGGAUUCUCUGUUACCAUCAGACGAAUCCCGGUUGUCAUCACGCCCCAACCACAUCUAUGUGACUUUGAGUUAGACGGUUGUGGAUAUCAACAAGGUAUAAAUGAUAAUCAGGACUGGACUCGUAAAAGUGGACCAACAGAUAGUACAGAUACAGGUCCAAGUGUUGACCAUACAACAGGAACAGCACAAGGGUAUUACAUAUACGUCGAAGGAUCAAUCGGGCUAACAGGUUAUACAGCCCAGAUAGCUAGCCCAGUCUAUGAAGCAAGUCCCACCGCAAACUGCUUACGUUUCUGGUACCACAUGUACGGCGCAAGCAUGGGUACGCUAAGUGUUUACAUCAACGACGACGACAACGUUCCCUUGUCUCAGGUCUUCACUGCUACUGGUGACCAUGGCGAUGUAUGGCUGGAAGCAGAGGUGGAUUUUCAGGUCGACGGGAGAUAUUCCGUUAUAUUUGAAAAUACACGAGGAGGUGGAUAUCAAUCCGAUUUGGCGAUAGAUGACAUACAAUUAUCCAGAGAAGCCUGCAAUCUAGGUCCACCGGUCAUCGAUUGCGAUGGAGAUUUUAUCUGGGACUUCGGCGUGAUAACAUCCCCAGCAUAUCCCGCACUGUAUCCCGAGAACUCUGACUGCAGCUACCGAAUUCACAUUCCAGAGGGCUACUAUGCUGAAAUUUGGUACCGUGACGUGGCGAUCGAACUAUGCGCCGCAAGCUGCCCAUGCGACCGAUUAAUAAUGAAUAGUAACGCAUUAUGUGGAACUACCGCCAAUUUGACAGAUUAUCUAGCUCCUGAUGCGAAUGGUAUACAUGAAAUCACGUUUCAAUCCGAUUGGUCAGUGGAAUUCGGCGGAUUUUAUGCGGAGAUUACAAUCUUACCAGGACGUCCAACCCAUCAAAUUCCUAUGAGUUGCGACUUUGAGUCUAUGAAUGUGUGUGGUUUCGUCCAGGAUGACGACGAUGUGUUCGAUUGGACGAGGAACAUGGGACGAACACCAAGUUCAGCUACGGGCCCCCAAGUGGAUCACACGUAUGGAGAUACAUCCCACGCCUAUAUGUACAUAGAAGCAUCUAGUCCACGACUAUUUGGAGAUCGAGCCCGAUUAUUGACGCCAACAUAUGAUCCAACUUUUUCGACACUCUGUGUUGGAUUUUGGUAUCACAUGUAUGGUUACGACAUCAACGCGUUGUCAGUGAAACUGCUUGAGUUCCCCUCCCCUCCUAACGAUACCAGCAUCACCAGUUUGCUUUGGGUUCAAGUCGGUGAAGUAGGCAAUUCAUGGGUGUAUCAUGAGGUGUCUUUCUAUGCUGGUGAAUACUUCCAGAUCGCGUUCGAUGGUGUGGUCGGAACAAGCUACGAUGGCGAUAUUGCCAUUGAUGAUAUCGCCAUCACCGAAGGCAGAUGUCCAUCAAGCCCAACCGUGACGCCCUCACCGGGACCAGUCACCCCGGUUCCUGAAUGUAACAGAUACCUCACCGAUGAAACCGAUCAAAUCAGCACCCCCAACUUCCCAGACCCCUACGACAACAAUGAGUACUGUAACUGGACAAUUAUUAUACAUCCAUCUAAAUACGGUGCUAUUUAUUUUGACUUUUUUGAUUUGGAGUAUAGCGGUGCCGCGUGCCUUUUUGAUGCUCUUAUUGUAGACGGAAACCGAUUCUGUGGGUCCACGGCGCCCGGAUUUAACGGAACAACAACAACCUUGCCAUUCGAUUGCCACUUCGAGGCCGACGAAUCCUGUAAUAUGGUCCAAGCUAUUCGUGAUGACUUUGAUUGGAGUAGGAACUCUGGAAUGACAAGUAGUGCUGCGACUGGUCCAUCCGGUGACCAUACCCUGGGUACUGGCUAUUACGUGUACAUAGAGGCGUCCAAUCCCCGAGUUGCGGGUGACGAGGCUCUUGUACUCACCCCACCAUUCCACAGACUUCCGGUAGCCUGUCUGGAGUUCUGGUACCACAUGUAUGGAGCCGAUAUGGGCACAUUGGAAGUAUCCCUACUUUACGAGAACUCGUCUACUAUUAGUGCCCCCUUGUUCAGUGUCACUGGCGAUCAGGGCGAUACGUGGUUGAAGGCCUCGGUAGAUAUUGUAAGCAACGAGUUUUGGCGCGUUGUAUUCAAAGGAAUUCGAGGAAGUGGAUUUGAAAGUGACCUCGCAAUCGAUGACAUUAGUAUCAAAGAUGAGUCCUGCACUCCUCAAACCAUCACCUGUCGACCGGAUCAAUAUCAAUGUCAAGAUGGCGCCUGCAUUCCUAGUUACUACUUGUGUGACCAAAUAGUGGACUGUUCCAAUCUUGAAGAUGAACUAAAUUGUUCCUAUGCGACGUGUGCCCCUGGUGAGUUUCAGUGUGCUACUGGAGCAUGUAUCAACGACCGAUGGUAUUGUGAUGGGGUGUCGGACUGCAAAGACAACUCGGACGAGGUCAAUUGUCCUCAACCUACACCGAAACCCUGAUUGUCUAAGGAUGACAACCAACAAUUACAGAUCAUUGUUAGCUGCCAAUCAACUGAAGAAUAUCCGUUUCAAUGAAAAUAAUAUAUAUAUAUAUAGAAUAUUUUAAUAUGCAAUUUCUAAUCAUUCAAGAUUUUUUCAAGUUGUGAAAUAAUUAAUAAAUAAAGUCAAGG
Saccoglossus kowalevskii is the source of this 3474-nucleotide messenger RNA. Its product is annotated as MAM and LDL-receptor class A domain-containing protein C10orf112-like. The record is from RefSeq and is a predicted model, not a curated record. NCBI's taxonomy places the organism in Eukaryota, Metazoa, Hemichordata, Enteropneusta, Harrimaniidae.